Messenger RNA from Mobula hypostoma (lesser devil ray), 12564 nucleotides. RefSeq names its product golgin subfamily B member 1-like. NCBI's taxonomy places the organism in Eukaryota, Metazoa, Chordata, Chondrichthyes, Myliobatiformes, Myliobatidae. The record is from RefSeq and is a predicted model, not a curated record. Gene Ontology annotation, cellular component: cis-Golgi network; endoplasmic reticulum-Golgi intermediate compartment; membrane. The transcript is spliced from 23 exons. Bases 202 to 10155 code for a protein of 3317 amino acids.
GGUGGCGGUGCUGCUGAUGUGGCUGUUGUUUGUUCGCAAGUGGCGGAAUUGAGCUGGACGAUCACUGAAGGAAGGCUCGGGUAUCGCUGACUGUCGGCCUGGCCCGGUCGGCAGCAGACCCACGGAAUCUGCAGAUCGGCUUCCUGCCAAGGACUGGGCGGAAACUUGGCGACUGCCCAGAGAGCGGACUCCGCUCCCACCAUGUUGAGUCGCCUGUCAGACUUGGCAAAAGGAGUCAAUACUGUGCUGCAAGACCUGUCUGGUGAAGAUGGUGGAAAUGAGACUAAUGCCUCCCAAAGAACAGUGACCAGUCACCAGUCUGGGAUGGAGACCGGUGGUGAGGUAUCAGAAGAUGUGGUGGAGCGUCUUGCACACACAGAGCAGUUAGUCAUUCAACUCAAAGAACUUGUACGUGAGAAAGACUUUCAACUUCAAAGUAAAGAUGUUGCAUUAAAGGAGGAGAAGGAGCUCUUUGAUGCCAGACUCUCAAAGCUAAAACUACAGGCGAAAGCUAAAAUUGCCUCAUUGAAUGCCAGAAUUGAGGAGCUACAAAAACAAACAUUGCACUCAACACCAUCACAAACAGCAAGUACAGAGGAGAAUGUUGCGGAGGGUGGUCUGGAACAUCCCUUGCACAACGAGAUUGAAAACCUUAAAGGUCAGCUUCAGAAACAGGAAGACAGUUUUCGGACUCUGCAGGCGACUGCAGAGGGUAUGAAAGACCAGCUUCAGGCUGCUAAUGAACUUCUGAAGCAGAAAGAAGCUGAACAUGCACGAGAGCUGUUGUCACUUCGGGAGGUCAUUCUGGAAAAGGAUUCCCGAUUCCAAGAGUGCAUUCAAAAACAUGAAGAGGAGCUUGUCCAGCUAGCAUCUGGCUCUGAGAUCAACAAAGAACUACAGCAAACUGUGAAAUCUUUACAAAGAAAGCUGGAAGAGAAGGAGGAGGCCUUAGCGGGGAGGACUCGUGUGGUGGAAAUGCUGCAGCAGGAGCUGAAUAACUCUGAUUCGGAGAAAAAGGUUCUCAAUGAAAAGCUGCAUGAAGUGGAAGACAACUUGUCUACUUUGCGAGCUGCAUUUGAUCUGGAGAAAGUGUCAUUUGAGGCAAGGUUGAGAGAGCUAGUGGAGAAACAUGAGACAGAGUUAACAGAGAAAGACUGUACACUUAUGCAUUUGCAACAGACCUUGCAGACUGCACAGACAUCCUACGAUGAACUGACAGCACAAAAUCAACAGCUGCAGAACACAGUUGAAGCCCAAGAAAAAUUAUGCCAAGCCCUAACUGAUGAAGUGAAGCUUUUAAAAGAUGAUCUGAAGCAAAUUGGAGAAAAUGAGCAAUCAGAAGCUGACCGAAUAUCACAAAAAGAAGCAUCUGUGAGAAUCCAAGAGCUUGAAGGAAAAGUUCAGUCACUACAGACUGCAGCUGAGGAACAGGUGGUGACAUCUCAGAACAGAUUAGCUGAGCUAGAGGAGGAGAAGGGAAGCCUAUUAUGGAGGAUAGUAGACUAUGAGGAGAUCAAGACUGAAAAUGAACAUUUGAGAGUCAGGAUCAAGGAAUUUGAACAGCAUGGAGCAGUGAUAUUGGCUCAACCCACUGAAGACUCUAUGCAGGCUGAAGGCACUGGCACCAAGUUAUUGGAAACUUUGGUUGAAGACCAAGCAACUCAAUCGGGAGAUGUUUCACAAUGGGUCACAGAACAGACUGAUAAAACGGAGAAUCUUCAGGAAGUCUCCGAACCAGAACAAAAAGCAACAGAACCAAUAGAAGUUCAGCGUGGUAAAGCAGAGAUUGAAGAGUGCAGUGCGAUUCAUUCCCUGCACAGGAUUAUUUCUGACGAUGACAAAGAUCCUGGCUCUAUUACACACCAACCAGCAGCAGCCCAAACAAAUCAGCUUCUGCUGAACAAACUGGAUUCAGUAUUGUCAGAAGAUGGGACUGUCUGUCAAAUAAGUAUGAAAGGUAGUCAUCAGUUUAUGCCUGAGCAACAAGAAGCGAUGUCGGCAACAGAUAAGCAUUUUAAAGCACAUACAGAGCAGAAAGAAGGAAUGAGCACCAUCGCUGUGAUGGAAGAAAGGACAAAUUCAUGUACUGAAGUGGACAGCACGAUAGUUUCAGUACAACUGGAGGAGGAGGUUAACUCUACUCAGGUAGAACAGAAGAGUACAACAGUUGCCCAUCUUGGACAUCAUACUUACUCAUCCACAGAAGUGUACAGUUCUGGGGAACAACUGGAAUAUAGUUCUGCCUCACAUGGAGGACUGGCAUUGGUCUUGGGAAAAGAAGAGGAUAGUGGAAUUACAAGACGUUGUCCUGAGCUUCAAGGAGUUCAAAAUGACAAAUCUGAUAAACUGCAGGCACGCAUACAGGAACUUGAAGAGGAGCUGGAAGAGUUGAAGGCCUCCUACAGUAAGCAGCUGAAGGAUAACAAUGAAGAGCUUAUGAGCUUAAAUCAGGUAGUUUUGGGUUACAAGGAAGAGAUAGUAAAUGCAAAUGAAGCCAUUGAUAAUCUGAGUGCAGAGAAGAAUGAGCUUCUUGGUCAGAUUCAGAAGUACAGUGAAGAGUUGUCUUUAGUACCUCAACUAAAAGAGAAACUGACAAAAGCAGAGGAAGAGGCAGUCGAUGAAGAGAAAAAGAGCUUUUUGGUUUUGGAAAACAUGAGUAUGCAGAACAGUUUAUUACAAGAGCAGUUUCGCAGUGCAGAAAAUGAAUCUAGGUCAAAGGAUGUGAAAAUUGAGGCUCUGGAGAGGGAGCUGGACACCAUGCAGCAUCAGAUCACUGAGCAAGAGGGAGAGGUUAAAGACCUGAGAGGAAAGUUAAAAGAGAAGGAAGAAGCAACCUUGAACUUGGAGCAGCUUGUCGAUGAUGACAAGUCCAAAAUUGAGGAACUUGUGCAGAAGCUGGCUUCUAAGGAGCAGGAAUUGGUGACCAUGCAGCAAGCUCUUUUUGAAAAUGUAAAUAAAGUGCAGCAACUUCACUCGUGUCUGUCAGAAAAGGAAAAAGAAAUGGCUGAGGUCACCAUGAGUAUGUCUGAGAAAAUGGUAGUGUUACAUGAAGAGAAAUUUUCUUUGGGAAACCAAGUGAAACAGUUAAAGGAGCAGGUGCUACUGCUGCACAAAGAACCAGAGGGGAAAGAAGAAGAGAAGCCCUCUAGUGAACCUGAGCAACCCACCAAGAGUAAAGAACAGACUGACCUUUCACAAGGUGGCACAGGCGGACUGGAGCCAUUACUGGAGGAGAGGGAUGAAUUAAAGAAACAUGUAGAAAACCUGACAAAGGAGAAUGAGCAGAUAAAAAGAAAGCUCCAAGCUGCUUUGAUAAAAAGGAAAGAGCUCUUAAAGAAAAUGGAAGAGAUGAAACAGGAAGCACAGAAUAAAGACCGUGAAGCAGUGGAAAGCUCUCCAUCAGGGAACGAAGCAGGACGCAGUGACCUCAACUCUUCAGAGCCAGUGCAACUAUGUGAAGAAACUCAAAUUCAGAAUCAACAGAGUGUUGAUCUGGUUCGGGCUCUUUCUGAGAAAGAAACAGAUCUGCAGAAUGUCAGGGAAGCUCUCCAAGAUCGAGAAGCUACUGUUGGUCACCUUCAGAAUUUGGUAGAAGAUCUGAAACACAAACUUCAGAUGAAAACAGAUCAAGUGAUUUCACUGGAAGCAACUAUAUUGCCCAAGCAGUUGGAUAAUCCACAGGCAAUGUCGCAGCAUGGAAUGGAAGAGAAGGAAGUUGAGAAUGAGAGCACUGAAAUUGAUUCUGAUAAGGUGCCUGAUCCCAUUGUGACAAUGCAAGGAUCGGUAGAAAGUAAACAAACUGGGCUCGAGUCUAAGCUUUCUGUACUGGAACAAGAGAAGGAUCAGCUGCAGAAGAAGCUUGAGGAAGCUGUGAAUUUGCGGAAGGAUACGAUCAAGAAAGCUCAGGAGAAGAAUAGACUCCAUAGGGAGCAAGUAAAGCAACAGAAGGAGCAAUACAAUGCUUUGCUGGAGAAUUUCAAUCAACAGAGCCAGGAGAAAGUAAGGAUUUGUGAAGAGCUUUCAAGGGUGAAAGAGCAGCUGCAGCUUUUGGAAGAGAAGCCUCCUUCAGGUGCAGAUCCUCAACCAGGGAAACUACUUCAAGGGAAUUCUGAGGAAGCAAAAGACGAAUUGCCAGAGAGGAGUGAGCAUUUAGCUUGGAGCUCUGAAUUGAUGGAGACUUCAAGAACAGUCCUGGUUCAGGCACCUGUAUAUGUAUCUGAAGCAAAAACUGAAGAUCCUGCGGUGGCCCAGUUAAGAGAAGAACUUGAGAAGCUACACAAUAAAAAUAAUGACCUUGAAUUAAAACUGCAGCAUUUGACAAAUCUUGAGCAGAGAAUAAUGGAAGAAGCAGUUGUAUCUCAGGAUAGAAUCUCUGAGCUGGAAGAAAAACACCGCUUGGAGAAAGAAGAGUUAGUUAAAGAACUUGACCUUCUGAAAAAAAGAUAUCAGGACACAGAGGCACGUGCAGAAGAUCUAAAAUUGGCUUUAGAGGUGGCCAGAGCAGAAAGUUCUGAUUCUGAGAGCAUGGCCAUUCUAAGCAAGCAAUAUGAAGAGUUAAAGAUAGUUUUGCAUAACAAAGAUGAAGAAAUAGAACAUUUCUACACUCAGCUGAAGGAAAAAGGUGCAUUAUUUGAAAACCUGGAAAAGACACUAUCGGAGAAAGAUGAUUUCAUUAAAACACUACAGUCUCAAAUGGAAGAACAAGCUAAAGAGUUUGAAGAUGAAAGGAAACUUCUUCAACAUGAGGUCCUGGAAGCUCAGCAAAAGCAAGAGGAAGAUACUGAAGAGGCUAAGUUGAAACAGCAAAUGCAGAGGAAGCUUCAAGCUGCCUUGAUCUCUCGCAAAGAAACUUUGAAAGUGAACAAAUCACUGAGGGAAGAGCUGGCUAAUGUAACAACGUUGAAAGAAGAAUUAAAUCAAAGGCUAACUGAAAUGGAAAUGGCGACUGAAGACCUGAGGAAGGACAAAGAAGACCUUAUGACAAAAUUGUCAAAUCUUCAGGAGCAAAAAGAAAAAUUAAUUAUAGAAGUUGAUAAAUUACUGAUUGAAAACCAGAAUUUCUGUUCUUCUACUGAAAGCUUAAAGCUGAUUAUUGAUGGCAUUUCACAAGAAAAAGAUACCUUGCGACACGAAGUUGAAUUCUUAAGAAGUGAACAAAAGGCAGAGAGCUCAGACUGGCAUCGGAAACAUGAAGAAUUACAAAAGGAAUACGAAACACUUCUACAAUCCUAUGAGAAUGUGAGUGGUGAGAUUGAAAAGAUGCACCGUGUACUUGAAAUUGGAAAACAGGAGAAGCAGGAGUUGUUCAGCAAGAUUCAAGAGGCUGAAGUUCAGAAAAAAGGGGUAGAGAAACAACUUCAGGAGGCAAUAGAGGAGCAGGAGGGAAUGAAGGAAAAAAUGAGGAAAUUUGCUAAAUCAAAGCAGCAGAAAAUUAUGGAACUCGAAGAAGAAAUUGAGAGACUCCAGUUGGAACAGCAGUCUGAACCAAGCAUACAAAGUAAGCCAAGUGAAUCUUCAGACUUAACAGACAGACGACUUCAGGAGGAACUUCAGAAAGCAAAACAAGAAACAGAAGAAGUGAUGAAAGAACUUGAAACCUUAAAAAUUCAGAGGGAUUUUUUGGAGGGAGAGACCAGUAGAUUGAAACUAGAGCUGAAGGAGAUGGCUGAGAAGCUGGAAAAUGGUGAGAAAGUCUUAGCCAAACAUCAAAGUAACAUUAUUCAAGAACAGGAAAUUAAAAUGAAAGAAGCUAUUGAUGCAACCAUUGUAGCAGAAGUUAAACAGGAGUUAUCCAAUAAAUUAACUUCUUCAGUAGAGUCAACUAAAAUCCAUGCCCCUCCAGAGGGCUCACAAGAUCUUAGCUUCGAUAAUGAAAUAACGAAGUACAGACAAGAACUGUCACAGUUGAUGGAACAACUAAAACAGAUGGAAAAUGACAAGCAAAUGGCAGAGAAUGAGAUAUGUGAACUGAAGAAAACAAACCAACUUUUGCAAAAUGAAAGGGACAGUUUGGAAGAGCAACUAGUUAAAAAUAAGGAGGAAUGCAAACAGAUGCAUAGGACUGUCUCUGAGCUAGAGCUCGAUAAUCACCAAUUAAAACAAAAAGUGGAACUAGCACAGAAGGAGAAAACAUCUGCGGAUUUGGAUAAAGAUGAUCUAGAAGAACGACUAAUGAAUCAGUUGGCAGAGCUAAACAGUAGUGUUGCCAAUUAUCAACAGGAAUCAAAAGAACAUAACGACAAGAUUUCACAUUUAGAACUAACUGUGAGAGAGUAUCUGAAACAGAUUGGUGAACUGGAAGAAGAAGUGAGGCAACUUGAGAGAGAAAAGGCUGAAGCUGCAGCCAGGUUGCAAAAGGACUUUGAGCAGAAAGUAAAGUCAAUGCAAAAGAAAAAUGAGGGGGGUAAAAUUCACAACAAAGAAUUACAGGAGCUGCUCAAAGAACAACAGCAAGAGGUCAAGCAACUGCAGAAAGAUUGCAUUCAGUACCAGGAGAAAAUCAGUGGCUUAGAAAAAACUAUUAAGGCAUUGGAAUUUGUUCAGCAAGAGACCCAGAAGAGUUUGGAUACUGCAAAGAAGGAAACAGCCGCACAUCUGGAAGAUUGCAAAAAGGCCCAGGCAGACCUGCUUUCUUGUAAAGUCCAACUCGAUGAUGCUCAAAGUGAGGUAGCUAGGCUCUUGGCAGACGAGUUGAAGCUAAAAGAAGAGCUCCAGACUCUUGAAGACAAGGCCAAAGAGCAAGCUACCUAUAUGGAAGAAGAACAAAAGAGAAGGCUUAAUCUAGAAAAAGAUGAACAUAGAAAGGAGCUUAGAAGCAUGCAAGAAAAAAUAGAAAGUUUGGAGCGUGAGAAAAAGCAUUCUGAAGACUCCGUUGAGGCACUGCAGGGCAUGUUGGAAAAGAAGAAAGAAGAAACCAAUCAGAUUCAGGCAAAUUUCAAUGAAAAUUUAGCCAAGCUUGCAGCCUUCACUCGUAGUAUGUCUUCUUUACAGAAUGACCGUGAUAGAAUUAUUGAUGAGUCUAAAAAAUGGGAAAUCAAGUUCAAUGAUGCAAUUUUGAGGAAAGAAGAAGAGAUCAGAGACAAGGAAAACAACUGCAACAGACUGAGGGAUCAGCUAAGACAGAUCACCAUUCAUCAUGAGGAACUGAAAAUCAAGCUUUCCAGGAUGGAGCACAGUGAGCAGGAAUGGGAGUCAAAGUUCAAGACUGAAGAAGAGAAUUGGAGGCAAAUGAUGCAAAAAGUUCAGGAAGAAAACAGACAACUCUUCUCAAGAUCAGAGGAAUUCCAGAAGCUGCACAAGGAUUCUCAGAAUGAGCUAUUGAAGUCAUCAGAAGAAACUAAGAGUCUAAAAGGACAGAUUGCUGAUUUGAACAAUGCUCUGGAGAAAUCGGAAGUGACCAAGGGGGACCUUGAGAAAAAUCUGAGCGAGCGAGAGGCAGAGGUACAGAACUAUAUGCUAACCUGUGAACAACUCAAGUCCGAUCUCCAAAACUCCAAAGCGUUAACGGAGAAGCUCCAUGAAGAGACUGGAGAAAAGGAAGAAAAGAUUGUUACACUGUUGGCAGAGAAAGAGGAGGCUGUUGUCAGUGCCAUAGUUGAAGCCCAGCGACAGCACGCUGAAGAACGAGGGGACUGGGAGAGGCAGCUUCAACAGUUAGCAAAGGAGAAAUUAGAAGGAGAGCAAGCAAUCAGAAAACUGCAGCAGGAAACUGAAGAUCUGGAUGCAAAGUUGAGGCAAACUGAGGAGGACUUAAAGCAGAACAAGGUAAAGCUGGAGUCAUUAACAAAGUCCAUGGCAUCUCUCCAGAAUGACCGGGAGAGAGUGCUGAGUGACUACAAACAGCUGGAGCAAAGGCACAUCGAUGUGAUUGUCGAGAAAGAUCAGCUGAUUCAGGAGGCUGCCACUGAGAACAACAAACUGAAGAAUGAAUUCAGGAGCCAACAAGGACAGAGGGAUGAUCUGAAUUCAGAAAAUGCCAAACUCAAUGCACAGCUUGUGAGAUACAGGGAAGAUCUCAAUCAAAUUAUUUUACUGAAAGAUUCUCAGCACAAACAGUUACAAAAAACCCAACUCGAGAGAACCAGGGCAUUGGAAAAUGAGAAAGCUAUUAUGGAGACAAGGUCAAAAGAACUUGAGCAGGAAAAUGAAAUACUGAAAGAAGAGAGGCAGAAACAAACUGAACAGUUACAGUUGGCUGAGAAAAUCACUGAUGAACUGAAGAAUGAAGUAGAAAAUUUAACAAAUGGUGGGCCUGUUCAGAUGCUUCAGAAGCAACUGGAUGAAAAGUUAAUGGAGGUGGAGAAACUGACCACCAAUCUCUCCUCUGCUCAGAAAAAAGUAGCUGAGCUUGAGCUGAAAAGAGUAGAGGUUGAAGAAGAAACAAGGCAUAAACUCAUUGACACCGAAGCCAAAUAUGAGAAGGAACUCGAGAAUUUGCGCCAUAGUGCAGGCAUCAUGAGAAAUGAAACAGAGACGGCAGAAGAAAGAGUGGCUGAACUGGCAAAGGACCUGAUGGAGACUGAGCAGAGAUUGCGAGAAGCAAUAGAAAACAUUGACCAACUCCAGGGGCAGAACCGGUCUUUUGGAAAAGCCAUGAGUUCCUUGCAGGACGACCGAGAUGAUCUCCUGGUCCAACUUGAGAAGUUGCAGAGCAAAUACAUGUCUGAUUUAGAGGUGGAGAGGAACAAGAGUGAAGAAUUGUACCAGGAGCAAUCCCAAUCCAAAUCCCAAUGUUCGGAAUUGGUAGAGGAGAACAACCGGCUCUCCACUGAGUUGUCUGCUUGGAGGAACAAUACCAUUGAAGACAGCCUGUUGGCCCGCAUUGAUGAAAUGAACACAGAACUUACUUCUAAACAGCAAGUUGUCAACGAAUUAACCUUGGAACUGGAAAAUUCAGCCACUCAGUUAAAAUCAUUUUCCAAGACUGUGAUGACACUACAGGAUGAGAGGGACAGACUGAUAGAUGAAGUGGCCAAAACCAAAAAGGUUCAUGAAGUAAAGCAGACAUCCUCUUCAAAUCCAGGCGAGGUGCAGAGCUUGAAAAAUGCUCUGUCUUCAUUGCAGAAUGAUCGAGAUAGACUGCUGAAGGAAUUGAAAAGUCUGCAGCAACAGUAUAUGAGAAUUGGGGAGGAGACGGCUGAAAUAUCACACCUCCAGGCUCAGCUGGAAAGCCAAAAGCACCAGAUAGCUAAUUACGAAGUAACGCAAGAGCAACUGAAGCAGGAAUAUAGUACCUGCCUAGAAGAAUUGGGACACCUAAGGUCUGAGAAAAUGUCUUUUGCCGCACAGAGUGAGAGGCUAAAGGAACAGUAUCUGAUUGCUGUAUCGGAUAAGGACAAACAGAUCCACGAGCUUCAGAGCAUGUGCCAGGAGAUGAGGCUGAAGUUGGUGCAGCAGGGACCUGCGGAAGCAACUGACCGAGACGAGUCUCUGAAGGAAGACCUGCAGAGUGAGAACAGGCAGCUGAAGGACCAGCUGAAUGACAGCCUAAAAGAGCUGCAUCAGAAGGAGCUUCGUAUCCAGAAACUGAACAGCAAGAUGUCCGUGGUGUUUGAAGAGAAGAUUGCUCUCUCUGCCCAGGUACGGGCCACAACACAGAACCUGCGUGACACGCAGCAGCGACUGAAUGAGUUACAGUUGCAUCAUACCACCCUUGAACACCAGCUGCUGGCCGAGGAGAAGACAGAGCCCAUGUUUGACACUGCACCUGGUGGCCCUCAGGAGAAGGACAGAAUUGACUUGCAGGUUAAAGAAACUGAUCUGAAACACCUAAAGCAAAGGCUUGUUGAAGCUAAGCAGGUCCAGGAGAGAACUGAGCAAGAACUGAGCCGUUUGGAGGACUUGCUGGCUGAAGAACAGGAAAAGCGAUUGGCCGCUGAAGAAGCCCUUCUCUCUGCUGAACACCAACUGAAAAGUGUGGAGCUGAGUGAGUGGGUCAGUGCCCAGGAGAGGAACCUUAAUACCUCAGCUUUGUCAGAACAUUCCUUGUUGAUAGAUCUACCGGAGAGUGCCACUCCCAGCAAGGCACGGAGGAACUCCAGCAUGAGGUCAUUCUGUUCUCUGUUCCAUUCCCGGUAUCGGACCAAGCUGCUGUUUACCUUGUAUUUCGUUGUGCUGCAUGUACUGUUCCUCUUGUGUUUCACUGGGAACCUCUAAACUUAAGGACGUCCGGUGUUCUGCUGUGAUGGGAUUUGCAGACAGUCGGCUGAUGGAAUAAACUCGUCGUACUUCACACCUGGAACAUGAGCUUUAACUGUUUGGAGAUGAUAAUUUCUUUUGUAUUCAAUGGGAAUUUCUACGUGUAUGCAAACGUUAAUAUUUUGCUCUGAAUUUUUCUUUUUGUUCUUAACUGAUGACAUUAUUCAUUUUUACUGUACUAUAGAGGAUCUGAUCCUGAGGGUUUGCCUUGGAUAGUAAUGGGCAUUACUAGAUAUUAUGGGCUCAAAGAGCACAAAUCGUGAAUGGAUAUCAGGUUGUACAUUCAGGUGACUGUGACUAGUUUACACUUCAUUCCCCUCUGAUAUCCUCCACAUAUCUGCCCUGAGAAGAUUAAUUUGUUUAUCAAUACCGCCAAGUGAGGGCUAUUUUUUUCAAAGAAACAUGCUAUUUUUCCUUAUUCUGCAUGUUCAUACACAUUGAUUCAUUAUUGCUGUAAUAUAGAUGAGUGGUUAGCAGUCUGCAGUUUCAGAUAUGCUUCAAUAGAUGGUGGUGUUGCACUACUUUGAGCACCCCAAGACAGAUGACAGCCCACUACACAGAGGUGCCCCUCAAAAAGAAUGCUGCAUCAUGUAAAAUAAUAUGUAAAAUACUUUACAGUCAUUAAGAUCGCUUUAAGGAAAGGAGAUAAUGGAUGUUUGUUAAUUCAGGCAAAAUCAGGGUUACAUUCUUGUAAUGUUGGGUAAGGCAUUUCACUUGGUUGUAGAUUGUCUUUGGAUAAGUUGGACAUGUGACUAUAUUUUUACCAAUUUCAGCUAUUUCUUGUUGCCUUAAGGGGAUGUUCAAUUGUUCUGUCUUUCAGUUGAUUAACAAGUGCCUUACCACAACACACAUUUUGGACUUUUAAACUCUCUAUGAUUUUGAUAUCUGAUUCAUCAUUAUAAUUAUUUACUGUUGAAAUAGCACAACCUCAAAACCGUUGCUUAGUGUCUCAGUGGAGGGCAGGGGUGAUCCACAAACAAGUAUCGUACUAUUGAGGCGUGUAGUAUUAGCUGGCUGGCUGUAAUGUGGCAGGGUGUGGAUUGUUCAACUUAUGAGGGCAGAGCAGUAGAAGAGCUCUGCUACUGUUACCUUAUGAGGAAAAGUUGGGUUACUGCUUUGCAUGCAAGUGGAAUGUCAUUCUGGGUCAGGGGCAUGAUAGAGUGUGACAAAUAUACAUGGUACCAGGGUGCAUGGCAGCAAAAUGUGCUAAAGGGUCAUAGCAUGCAGUAAACAGCCAGUCUGUGGUGACCAGCAGAUGACAGGGGUUCAUUGACAGGGAAAGAUGGAAGUGAUGUUAACCUUGGUGUAAUUAAUAGGUUUGCUUCUGGUAAUCAUGAGGUGACUUUGUGAAUUUGGAUUGGUACUUCAUCUCUUCUGUAGAGAAAAGUGGGUGGUGGUUUAAAAUACAAUUCAGGAGCACCAUUGGGUACUUUUGAUGGAGAAUGGAGACAAUAUGUAGAGAUAUCCCAAUGUGACCCCUGACUCUUCACCACACAUGCAUCCUACUGGUUCUGCAGCUCACCUGGAGUGAUAAUCGGGGGUACUACUACCCCAAGGUUCCAAGGUACAGAGUGAAUUUCCAGUCCAGCACCAUACAUCCUAAACAUUGACGUCAAUCCAGAGUCGAGAGUCAUCCAAACCAAGAGCAAACCACAGCUGCAUACUGACACAAAGGGUGGCUUCAUCCUGAAAGCAAUUACAUUUCCCCUGCCCACAACAAGAGAACCCCCUUGAUAUUCCCAUACCCACAAUCAGAACAAUCCAGAUGAUGUGAGAAUAUCUGGGUUUUGGUUAUUUGAGCAGCAGUGCAAUGUUGCAGAAUACCAGUCAGAUUAUGGGUCGUCUUGUCUAUGUAUUUAUGCAGUUAAAGGUUUCCUGCAUUUUAAUGGGAAGAACUUCAUAACAGUUUGUGAAAUCAAAAGGAGUUUAAAUUAUUUUUAUACCUAAGAUAUAUUUAAAUAUUCCAUUUUGCUGGGGAGAUUUCUAUUUCUUCUGUAUAGUAAAUCAUGUGUUCCUGUUUAAUUUAAAUCAUCUAUUUAUAAUAUGCAACUCAGAUGAGUAGCGUGUUGCCUUUUCCUGGGAACUGUAGACAAAAUGGUUGCCAAUGGUUCUCUACAGUGACUGAAAUGGCUGGUGGCAUUCAAACUCCUUUCACGCUAUUUGCUGUCAUUUUUCCACAUUGGGCUUGUGUAUUGAAGGGGUUAGGGAGGAUUUGGCAGCACUGCUACAAGUCAAUGGAGGGUUUGGCAAGCUGGAGACACCAAUGACCAAAGUAUUCAUGUAUGGCUUUGAAUAAAGUGUUUCUGAAAACAAACUUGACGUCUCAAUUCUUACACCCACUGUUCAUUUUGGCACAGAAGAAACAGA